Aspergillus alliaceus is the source of this 1050-nucleotide messenger RNA. Its product is annotated as cytochrome P450. Lineage: Eukaryota; Fungi; Ascomycota; Eurotiomycetes; Eurotiales; Aspergillaceae. The record is from RefSeq and is a predicted model, not a curated record. The coding region runs from base 1 to 1050 and encodes 349 amino acids. The transcript is spliced from 7 exons. Gene Ontology annotation, molecular function: iron ion binding; oxidoreductase activity, acting on paired donors, with incorporation or reduction of molecular oxygen; monooxygenase activity.
AUGAACUUUACUCUGCAUGCUGUUGAAGCUCUACAAGACUGGUUUCACAUGCACUCUGACACGCCUGCUCAAAUGAAUACAGACCUAGGCAGGAUCACUUUGCUGUCUCCAAAAAUUGCAAACGAAAUUCGUAAUGACAAGAGGCUUAGCCUCUCCAAAUGGACUGCCCAUGGGUUUCAUGCAAAUAUUCCUGGAUUUGAAGUGUUCCGUGAAGGGUCUAGUGACUCUUGCAUUGUACAAUCGGUCAUCACCAAGCACCGCACUAAACGCUCGUCAGGGGUGACCGUACCCUUGAUAGAGGAGACUUCACUGAAACAUCUACACAAUUUCCAGCAGACCAUUCACCUGCAAGAAUAUAUUCUUGGUCUCGUAUCUCGUAUUUCUUCGCGUGUCUUUUUGGGCCCAGAGCUUUGUCGCAACGAAAAAUGGCUCCAUGUUACACGAGAGUUUACCAUCACUAUAUUCAGCGCGAUUAUGCAACUCCGGCGGUGGCCAUGGCCCACAUGCCCAGUAGUGAACAUGAUCGGCCCAAGUUGUCGUCGGGUCCGUGAGUUAAUCAAGGAGGCUCGGCGAGUGAUCCAGCCCAUCAUCAACAGCAGGCGAAAGUUGAGAGAAUCCGAGUCGCAGGCCACCGGCUUCUUUGACGAUGCUAACGAGUGGUUGGAAAAUGAGGCCAACGGUCGUGCAUACGACCUGGCAAUAUCUCAAAUGACACUUGCGAUGGCGGCGAUUCACACAACUACUGACUUGGCCUCUGUCCUUAGCGCUCACGGAUGGCAAAGAACUUCGCUAUAUAAAAUGAAGUUACUGGACUGUAUCAUCAAAAAGAGAAACCCACUGAAGUCAAUUAGCAGUGCCCCAAAACAUCACUUGGCUCAACUUGUGACCGCUAGCUUCAGACACCUUGGAUUUGGCUAUAGACAACACGCCUGCCCUGGACGAUUCUUUGCCGCAAACGAGACUAAGGUUAUAUUUGUAGAAUUACUACUAAAUCUCGACUUAGAACUGCCACACGGGGCCACACCACGGUCUGUAAAGCUGUCGUUGUGA